AGUUUCUAGAGUUGAUUUACGAGCAUGAACGAUUGCGUGCACCUUUGCACGAAUUCAAGGAAGACGCUGAAAAACACACGUUCAUGUGCUUGCAAUUGACCAAUCACAUGGAAUUACUCACACAUUUAAGGAGUUUUCUGCGCUACGCUACUUUCAUCUUCAAAAGAAGACUGUCCAACAAUGCUAUCUAAAAUUGGCUCAUAAGACUACUGUGGCAAAGUUGGGAGCUCACUUUCAACAUUAAGUCAGUCUUCAACAUCAGAAUAAGAGAGACCUUGCCAAACAAGCCAACAGAGCGUGAAAUCUCACUUAGCAACAAAGCAACUCUGAGCUAAUCAGACCCCAUUUAAAUGUUCUUCAUUUGUUAUGACACGUGCUGGCACUGCUUUUGCUUUUUGAAAGCUAAACAGACUCCCCUUUACUUCACGUUUCAAUGCUGUAGUUUUUAAAAGAAUAUGGCUAUGGAUCUUGAUCAUGACUAUUAAAUAUUCAUGACAAAAUUGGGACCAGAGAAAAAGUCAGAAUACUCAAGGUUUGGGUAUAAUGAAGUUAUGUUGCCCGCACUGAUCCACGCGAUGUGGCACGAGUGGAAUCUAAAACAUUCAUCUGUACAGAAGACAAAGGAGAAUCCAUCCCAGCAGCAAAGGAUGGAGUUAAAGAAUGCCUGGGUCAAUGGAUGAGUAUUGAGGACAUGAACAAGGAGUUGAGUGCAAGAUUUCCGGGUUGCAUGAGAGGCCGCACCAUGUAUGUUAUGGCGUUCAGUAUGGGUCCAGUUGGGUCUCCUGUGUCUAAGAUUGGUAUCCAAGUCACAGACUCUGCUUAUGUUGUCUGCUGCAUGCGUAUCAUGACCAGAAUGGGGAGUCAUGUAUUGAAAUUUCUUGGAGAUAACGACUUUGUGAAGUGUCUUCACUCAGUUGGCAUGCCUAAAGCUGAGUAAGCCCCUGACUGCCAAUGGCCAUGCAAUCCAGAUAGGACUGUCAUUGCACAUUUUCCUCAUGAUCGUGAAGUCAAAUCAUUUGGAAGUGGUUAUGGAGGGAACUCUCUGUUGGGAAAGAAGUGUUUUGCUCUACCGAUUGCUAGCACAAUUGGUCGUGAUGAAGGAUGGUUGGCAGAGCACAUGUUGAUCAUGGGCCUUACAAAUCCCAAGGGAGAGAAGAAGUACAUCACUGCAGCCUUCCCAAGUGCCUGUGGUAAAACUAACCUAGCCAUGAUAACACCAACAAUUCCAGGAUGGAAGGUUGAAUGUGUGGGUGAUGACAUUGCUUGGAUGUGGUUUGAUGAAGAAGGACAACUGAGAGCUAUUAAUCCAGAAAGUGGCUUCUUUAGAGUUGCACCAGGAUCAUCUUAUUUGAUGAAUCCAGUUGCAAUGAAGACUUUUCAAAAGGACACGAUUUUCACCAAUGUGGCAGAAACUAGUGAUGGCGACUUUUUUUGGGAAGGUUUGCCACUGCCAGAUCAUGUAGAAAUAACUUCCUGGCUUGGAGUGAAAAACUGGAAGCCUGGUAAUAACAAGGCAGCACAUCCUAACUCCAGAUUCUGUGCACCAAGUGAUCAUUGUCCAAUCAUGGACAAAGCCUGGGAGGACCCUAAGGGUGUUCCCAUAAGUGCCAUUCUAUUUGGUGGUUGACGCCCACAGGGAGUUCCCUUGGUCUAUCAGUCAUUUAAUUGGCAGCAUGGGGUGUUUGUUGCCUCAGCCAUGUCAUCUGAGGCCACUGCUGCCGCUGAGCACAAGGGUAAAACUGCCAUGAGAGACCCUUUUGCCAUGAGACCUUUCUUUGGAGAUGAGAAACCAAACCACAAAAUGCCAAAGAUUUUCCAUGUUAACUGGUUCCGUGUGGAUGAAAAUGGUCAUUGCUUAUGGCCAGGGUUUGGAGAGAACUGCCGUGUUCUGGAAUGGGUGCUGAGACGCUGUGAUGAUGAAGAUGUGGCAGAUGUGACUCCAGUUGGGUACAUACCUAAACUAGAUUCCAUUAACGUUGACGACCUUACAGCAAAGCUAGACAUGGAGAAGCUGUUUGACAUCCCCAAAGAUUAUUGGCUGGGAGAAUGUCAGUAUCUACGCAAGUACUACGAGGAUCAGUUGGGAGCUGAUUUGCCUCAAGCAGUACGUGAUGAGCUGAAUGCACUGGAAGAGCGUCUGAAGGCAGCUUAAGCUGACCACUGCGGUGGAAAGACUAAGCAAAUGCUGCUGUAUCCACCGUUUUCGCUACUUCUUAUCUUACAGAUAUUUUCUCUGAUUUUUACUAUGAUCGCUUUGACUGGUUGUUGUUAUUCAAGACCUUCUACUGCGAUUACGAAAGUUGUUUUGACAAUUAUUAUAUACCCCAGGGAUUUCUGGAUAGUUUCUUAAUGGAAAAAUCUUUAAAAAAAUGAAGGGAAAAAAGGUUAGUUGGUGCAAGAGCUUUACAAAUUACCCACUUAUGGUAUCUAUUUAUGACGCAGAAAACUGUUCAAUAAAAACUGAUCAAAACUCA
This is a messenger RNA of Pocillopora damicornis (cauliflower coral), 2474 nucleotides long. Its product is annotated as phosphoenolpyruvate carboxykinase [GTP], mitochondrial-like. Lineage: Eukaryota; Metazoa; Cnidaria; Anthozoa; Scleractinia; Pocilloporidae. The record is from RefSeq and is a predicted model, not a curated record.